Phyllopteryx taeniolatus (common seadragon) is the source of this 3470-nucleotide messenger RNA. It is a transcript of the gene spast, whose product is annotated as spastin. The transcript is spliced from 16 exons. The coding region runs from base 265 to 1680 and encodes 471 amino acids. NCBI's taxonomy places the organism in Eukaryota, Metazoa, Chordata, Actinopteri, Syngnathiformes, Syngnathidae. Gene Ontology annotation, cellular component: microtubule cytoskeleton. Gene Ontology annotation, molecular function: ATP binding; ATP hydrolysis activity. The record is from RefSeq and is a predicted model, not a curated record.
CGGGGCUUCAAUGCGAAGGCGGAAGUUAGGGAUCGCUUUCGGAAGGACGUCCAAACAAACCGUAGCAUAGCCCGCUGAUAAACACGAAUAUUUUCGGACCAGUUUUUACAUGACUUGUACUAUUGUAAAUGUGUUUAUGCUGUUGCAUUAUAGAAGCCACACGUCGCAUCGAUUCGAAUUUGUUAUAAUGGUGUAGUCCGACUUUACCGCAGCGUGUCAAAUAAUAUGCUAAAGUCUGAACUGUAGAAUUGUAAGAAGGGACUGAUGUCGGCAAAAACGAACACCAGCAAAUGUAAAGAUAGCGGCGAAGUGGUAAAAAACUACCACAAGCAGGCGUUUGAGUAUAUAUCCAAAGCACUACGGAUUGACGAAGAUGAUACAGGAGAGAAGGAGGAGGCUCUGCAGUGGUACAAGAGGGGGAUUGUUGAGCUCGAAAGCGGCAUCGCAGUGACGAUAACAGGACAAGGAGAGCAGUAUGAGCGGGCCAAGAGACUUCAGGAUAAAAUGAUCACCAACCUCACCAUGGCUAAAGACAGACUUGCUCUUUUAGAGGCCACAUUGGCUUCUAAAGGCAGAGGUCAACCCCAAAAUGCGUCAAAUAAUGCUCAGAAACAAACAAAACCGCUUCCUAAAAGCGAGCCUAAGGUCCGAGGGAUGCCCAAAAAUAUCAGGCCCUCCACAGCAGGAAGACCACCUUGUAGAACCACUGAUUCAAAGGUAACCCCACAGGUGGUUAGACCUUCAAAACAGCCUCAUAAGAGGGAGCUGAAAAAUUUCAAGAAUGUGGACAGCAAAUUGGCAAAUAUGAUCCUGAAUGAAAUUGUAGACACUGCGAUGUCUGUAACAUUUAAUGAUAUUGCGGGCCAGGAUCUGGCCAAACAAGCACUCCAGGAGAUUGUCAUUCUUCCUGCCUUAAGACCAGAGCUUUUCACUGGCUUGAGAGCUCCAGCACGAGGUUUGCUCUUAUUUGGUCCACCUGGAAAUGGGAAAACCAUGCUGGCUAAAGCAGUUGCAGCAGAGUCAAACAGCACAUUCUUCAACAUGAGCGCAGCCAGUUUGACAUCUAAAUUUGUUGGAGAGAGCGAGAAGCUUGUCCGAGCAUUGUUUGCAGCUGCCAGGGAAUUACAGCCAUCUGUCAUCUUUAUUGAUGAAGUUGACAGCUUGCUUUCUGAAAGGCGGGAGGGUGAACAGGAGUUCUCCCGUCGUUUAAAAACUGAGUUCCUCAUUGAAUUUGAUGGGGUCCAAUCUGGAGGAGAUGACAGGGUGCUUGUCAUGGGAGCCACAAACAGACCUCAGGAGCUAGAUGAAGCAGUUUUAAGGCGCUUUGCAAAAAGGGUCUACGUGACGUUACCUGAUGAGAAGACAAGGUCCACGCUUCUGCAGCAUCUUUUAGCAAAGCAUGGGUGUCCGCUGAGGAAGAAUGAGUUGAGCUGUCUUGCAAAAGCAACUGCAGGAUAUUCUGGAAGUGAUCUGACAUCCUUGGCAAAAGAUGCUGCACUUGGGCCAAUUAGAGAAUUGGGACCAGAGCAAGUCCGGCACAUGGUUGCUAGUCAGAUGCGCAACAUCAAGAUGAAAGACUUUGAGGAUUCCCUGAAGCGCAUUAAGCCCAGCGUUAGCCCAGCAACUCUCAAUAUGUACAACCAAUGGAACAAAGACUUCGGUGACACAACCGCAUUUUGAAUUUAGUUCAGUUAUACAUUAGAAUGAAGGGUGGGAGGGCGGCUUUCCUUGAUAAAUACAAGAUGAUACUAACAACUGUGAUCGCUUGGCAAACCUUUCCUGUAUAAUAGCUAUUUGACUUGAAACACUGUUUGAAUUUCCAGUUUUUACGGGGAAACUGUAUUGAUGCAAUUUUCUAUGAAUUUCAAAUGAUGAUUAAUAAGCUUCACAGCACUGUUCUUGUAUAUUUUAUUCCCAAGAAUGUCCUGAAAAUUCCCUUUUUUUCCUGCCAGAAGAGGGCAGCACACUUAUGUAAUACCUUGAGUAGCUCAAUUCCAGAACAGUACUAGCAUGGUGUUUCAUCCAUUCAUCCAUCCAUCCAUUUUCCGUACUGCUUAUCCUCACUCGGGUUGCGGGCGUGCUGGAGCCUAUGGCACUUUACUUGCAUUAAAUAUGGCUGAACACGUGCUCUCCACAACUAGUGGAAGUCGUUGAAAAAUUUACUAGAAUGUUUUUCUGGAACGAAAUUUAUUUUUUUUCUCAUUUUUACAUCGAAUGAAGUUUUUGCUUUGUUGAAUUUUUCUUCUCAAUAUAUAUAUAUAUAUAUAUAUAUAUAUUACAAUUAGCGUAUCUCAAUUAACUGAAUCAAAUGUUCAGUCGUGUGUCCAACACAAACAUUUUAGCAUUACAAAUUCAAUGAUUGCAUUGCUGGUUGAAUCUGAGCUUCAGUCUUUUAGUGCGGGUGCUGCAGAUAUGUUUGGAGCUGUUCUCCAACUCUUCUCUGUGGUCUCGCUGCAUCUGGAAUCAACCCCAUUUAACAAGCAGCCGCAGAUGAGUGGAGUGCUGUGAAACUGAAAAUAAAUAGCCUCUGCUGCAAUGUUGGCCAUCACAUUGAAGAUUACGUGUCAAGAGUGUGGCGUGUGCAGGUUAAUGCAGAUACAUAUUAUGUGUGAGUAUUUUAAAGGACAGAUUACAGUGGUGAUAAGUGAAGUUAUGCACCUCUUUGGCCGAGACCUCAUGACCAGCCAAAAAGCUAACAACCAGUUUGGAGAUGAAGGUGCUUGUUUGCUUGUUAAGUGUUGUGGAAUAUUUUACUGGGAUGUAAUAAAUGUGUGUGGUCAUAGGUCUUUAUUUUAGUGCUACUUUUCCCGUCUUAAAACGUCAACCAAAUGUGACGUUAUUCCCACAGGCCUUCCGCUGGUCAGCCCGUGGUGUUACCUGUGGUUCGUGUGGUCCACAGCUGCAUCGUCUUCUUUGCAGAUGUUUACUCACUGUGCAAAAUGCAAGCAUUUUAUUUUGCCUAUUGAUUUAGUUUCAGCGCUGCACGGUAGACGACUGGUUAGCACAUCUCCCUCACAGUUCUGAGGACCAGGGUUCCAAUCCCGGCCCCGCCUGUGUGGAGUUUGCAUGUUCUCCCCGUACCUGGGUGGAUUUUCUCCUGCUACUCCGGUUCCCUCCCACAUCCCAAAAACAUGCAUGGUAGGUUGAUUGGAAACUCUAAAUUGCCCGUAGGUGUGAAUGUGUGCGCGAAUGGUUGUUUCUGUGUGCCCUGCGAUUGGCUAGCGACCAGUCCAGGGUGUACCUCGCCUUUCGCCCAAAGAUAGCUGGGAUAGGCUCCAGCACACCCGUGACCCUAGUGAGGAUAAAGCGGUACAGAAAAUGGAUGGGUGGAUGGAUUUAGUUUCACAAUGUUGUCAUCAGAUUAGUAUUUGCACUCUUCUGUUGCUUGUCAGAUGAAUUCAUGAAUAAGCUCUGGACCAGGUUCCCCUUGUAGUGUUUUUUUUUUUUUUAAAUAAAAAAAAAACAUGUCA